This is a messenger RNA of Apis dorsata (giant honeybee), 1368 nucleotides long. RefSeq lists its product as uncharacterized. NCBI's taxonomy places the organism in Eukaryota, Metazoa, Arthropoda, Insecta, Hymenoptera, Apidae. The record is from RefSeq and is a predicted model, not a curated record.
UAGUCGAGCAACGCCAUGAAUCGUCGAACGUCGAGCAAAGCGCGACUCUUACUCCUUCUCGCCUUGCUUCUGAACGCCACCUUCUCGACUCUCGAAACACCAAACAUAACUCGAAACGAGGGACGUGCGACUCCUGUCCACGAGUCGCUCGAGAAAUCCUCCUCCUCCUCCUCUUCCUCCUCUUCGGUGGAAAUGGAGGAGGAUCGACUCCUUUCGGAAAAUUCCAUCACAACGACGAUGGAAACGUAUCGAAAAUUACCCGUCAACGAGAAGAACGUCACCAAGGAAGAAUUUCGACCGAGCUUUCAUCUGGGCGAGAUCAAAGAGUCGAGAAUCGACAACCCCUUCAACGCUCCACGCCACUUCAAUAUGGACGAUGGAGGGGCGACGAGGGACGAAUCGUACGACGAGCGAUCGAAGCGCCUCCAAGUGGUUCGGUCGAAACACCGGCGAAAAUUUACACCACGANCCGUUGGAUCGUUGGGAGAGGAGGGGAGGAGCGACGGAGCGCGAAAGGAUCGCCACACGUUCCAUCAACGGUUGCCCAGCAGGGAGGAAGACGGGGCCACGCAAUCGUUCGAGCCGCAGGAUCAACAGAUUUUCGAGCACGGGGUGGCGAGUUACGUUUGGGGGAAACCGUCCAAGUUUCAGGGCGACUCGUUGAAACCAGAGAUCGCGAUCCACUCGAACGACCCGUUCCUCCAUUCGACGGUGUUUCACGAUCGUCCGAUUCAGCAAUCGAGCUCGUACGAUUUUCAGAAGCCGAGCGACGGAUUGGUUUACGUCCAAGAAUCCUCGUUCACCAGGACCAAAAAAUUUCCUUACGGUUCGAUUUAUCAGCCGCACGUCGGAUAUCAACAACAGAUCGAAGUCGUCAACGAUUUGCGUCCAUCUUAUCCCGUUAAGAAAAGGGGAUCACCCUGGACGAAGAUCCUCCACUUGAUCGGCACGAUUCUGCCGCUGGGCCUGCUCAUAGCCGCCCUCACACCGAACGUGGUCAAGGUUGACAACGCUACCCAGCCCCCCGAUUGCGAGGAGAGAUCCGUCUGCCGCGCGAUCCUCGCCGGCGGUGACGCCGGAUCGACCGUGUUGCAGAAUAUCUUGUGGAAUUUGGCGACGAGAACAUCGACCGCAACGGCGAAGAAGAGCGGUCUUCACGAAGUUUUCAAGGCGGUGAAAAAGAGGGAUUGUGCCAACGUUCCCUGCCAAUCUCCCCUCUGAUCUUGAAUCAAGAAAAAAAAAAAUGGCGGCAGACGACCGUAACAGUGUUAAAUACACGGAUGUGAGCAAUUUCCCCUGGUGAAAAAUUGAAGCCAACUGCUACAUUAACAACGUUCAACUUUCUCCAAACGAUAGGAUAAUAAUAAA